Molecule: messenger RNA, 804 nt
Organism: Sebastes umbrosus (honeycomb rockfish)
Lineage: Eukaryota; Metazoa; Chordata; Actinopteri; Perciformes; Sebastidae
Exons: 1
Source: RefSeq, a predicted model, not a curated record
CGUCUGGAGUUCCUGGGCAUCACUCUUGAUUCCAUCGAGAUGAAAGCGUCCCUCCCUAUCGAAAAACUGCAGCGCAUCCGAGACAUCACAAAGUCUUUUUGCGUGUCCGAAAACAUAACUAAGCAGCAGUUACUCUCCCUCCUCGGCCAUCUCAACUUCGCCAUGCGCGUCAUCCCACAAGGGCGCUUUUUCAUCUCCAGACUUUUAGACAUGGCGCAUUCCGUGCCUCAACUACAUGAUCUCAUCUCCCUAGAUGAAGGGUGCCGCUCUGGCCUGCAGUUUUGGUCUCUGCUGCUCGAUCACUGGAAUUGCGUAACAUUCUUUUAUGAUGAGCUGGUGCACUCCUCCGAUGCACUUAACUACUUCACGGACGCAGCUCCAUCCAUGGGUUUUGGGGGGUUCUAUCAAGGUGAGUGGUUCGCAAACCACUGGCCUCCCUCCUUUUCCAAGCUCGAUUCGUCCUCAGCGCUUUAUGAGAUUUAUCCAGUCGCUGUAGCUUGUCAUGUCUGGGGCCAGCACUGGAAACGCAAACGCAUCACCGUUUUGUGUGACAAUAUUGCAGUUGUCGGCAUCAUCAAUAGAGGGCGCUCCUCCUCUAAAGAUAUCAUGCCUUUCAUGAGAAGCAUCACGUGGUCCUCCGUCAUUUACAACUUCAUCAUCACAGCCCGUCACGUGCCCGAUCAUUUCAAUUCACUAGCUGAUUCGCUAUCCCGCUUCAAAUUUCAGAAUUUCGGGAGCAUCUGCCCAGACGCCAACCCAGUACCAGUAUCAGUACCCCCUCUCCAAGCUCUUGCUCUCUUCUAA